Tilletiaria anomala UBC 951 is the source of this 1127-nucleotide messenger RNA. RefSeq lists its product as uncharacterized. Lineage: Eukaryota; Fungi; Basidiomycota; Exobasidiomycetes; Georgefischeriales; Tilletiariaceae. Bases 248 to 1081 code for a protein of 277 amino acids. The transcript is spliced from 3 exons. Gene Ontology annotation, molecular function: hydrolase activity, acting on ester bonds. The record is from RefSeq and is a predicted model, not a curated record. Gene Ontology annotation, cellular component: cytoplasm.
UCAAGUGGGAAAGGCCAAACUUUGUCGUCCACCUCGGCGAUUUGGUCAGCGGGGAGGCUGCAAAAACGACUGAGGAUGUCGAAGAUGCCGUCGUGCAAAUUCUCGGCCCUAUGCGUGGGUCCGGAAUGAGUCGAUCGCCUGGUCCAAUGUGCAUUCCUGACACAGUCUUCCCUUAUAAGGCGAUGCUGGCGUGCCAUUCAGUACAACGAAAGGGAACCACGACAAUGAUGUUUAUUCUACCCAUGCCAUGAUCACAGACUAUGAACGGAACCAUUUUCCCGCUCACAGUUACACCCGCAAGGCUCCUGCAGGUGUCGGCUCUGGCUCUGGGGCGGCACAAGCCGGUACAGGAAGCGACAAUUACUGGGUCCCGAUCUACGGCAACGCGUCAGCUCAAAGAGGUUCGAGACCGGAGCUGCUUCUCUGGUUCUUCGACUCUCGAAGCGGAAAGACAAUGAAGAAGUUUAACAAUACUCAGAUCCCAGAUUGGAUCGACCAAAGCGUGGCCAAAUGGGUCCACAGUCAAGUCGAUGGCAUGCAGACUGCGUGGACAUCAGUGCCACCAUCUCUCGUCUUCGUCCACAUUCCGCCCCACGCUUCGGCUGAAACACAGCAGACCGAACCGUAUUCUCUGCAAGUUGGUGGUGUAACAGACGAGACACCGCAAAACUACACGACGGAGAACAGAAAGUAUCCUGGCCUUAACGAUGAUAGCGGGUUCGAAGGACAAGGCGGGGAGAGUCCGUACAACUACACAGGCCAGGAUCUAGUUGCGCUCAUAUCAUUUCUGCAGAGCGCUGCAGGUAAUGCUAGGGUACAUGCAAUUGUCAGCGGCCACCAGCAUGGAAAUGAUUGGUGCGCACCCUCCAACUUGCAGACGCGCCAGAAGCAGAUCGUGCCGGUCUGUUUUGCAAAGCACAGUGGCUUUGGCGGAUACGAUUACGACAAUUGGAAUCAUGGAUCUCGAAUUUUCCUAUUUUCGCUUAAAGAUGUUGGCAACAGCAUGCAGACAUACAUUCGUUUCUUAACGGGUGAGGUUCGCUACAAGACCACCGUCGAUGCUGCUUGGGCUAUACCCUGAGCCAUGUACUUAGCCCCCCCCUCCCACCCGGGGGCCCCUUCAGAAC